UAUCCAUCCUAACAUCCGUCGCCGUCUCGAUAUCUGUUAUUUCCGUCCUCGGCGCUCUCCUCCAUUCACCCGGCCGCCGUCGCCGCGUCCCCGAUCCGCCCGUCCGUCGCUGCUGCCCUGUCGUUGCAUCGGGAUCCGAGUCAUCCGUUGCCUCCAGUCCAAGCCCCCAUUUCUGCCCGUUCGUCGGCAGCAUGCUCAAGCCGCUCCGCCUAAUUCCAGCCUACUUUGCCCGGAUGCGAGCCUCGCAGGCCAUGCACAUAGCUUUGUCGGUGCUCACGGUCGGUGGGGCAUACGUCCUACGGUCGCUGCUGUUCCAGCUCUUGUUCGUGGGCUCCCUGAUGCUCUUGGCUUGGUACGGGGCGCCUUUUCUCAACCUCGCCAUGCAAGCCUAUCGGUCAGGGAGCCGUAGCCACCCCUUCUACAACUCCUCUGUUUUUGCGUCAAACCCAUCUAUGCAAAAGGCUGCGGCUUCCGCCAUUCGGCCCCUGCCCUUGGUUCUGUCCAAGAACUGGGAGACACAUCGGCUUGCCCGUCGACAGGAAUCGGCUGGCCUGGCCCGACGCAUUCUGUUUUCCAAGGACAAGCGCAUCCAGGAGAAGCUCGACAAGCUCGUCGAACUCGUCGUCCGGGACUUUGUCCGCUCCUGGUACACCGGCUACAUCAGCCCGGACGUUAGCUUCGUCGCCACGACCGAGAAGGCCCUCUCGACCACCCUCCACCAACUGAUCCUCCGGAUCGAAAAGGUCGACUCGGUGUCCUUCAUUCUCACCAAGAUCCUGCCUCUUGUUACUGCACACUUGGCCUCGUAUCCUCCAGCUUCGGCCGACCAGCGCGACAGCACCAGCGACUACGAGCGCGAGAUUGUUCGAGUCUAUCUUCGGAAUCGAGAGUCCAAGGCUCCUCUUCGAGGCACCCUUGCCCGCGACUUGGCCAAGGGCGCAGAGCUGGCGCACUUGAGGAAACUGGUUGGCCAAACCAUCCUGCCGGCAAUCUGUCCCGAGAACGAGCUCAAGAGCUCAACCAUGUCGCUGCUGAUUCGCGAGAUCCUGACUUGCCGGGUGCUCCAUCCCAUCAUCGAGCUCCUCGCCGAUCCGCUGUUCUGGGGGCAGUCGAUCGACGCACUGGCCGAUCGGAUGACCCAACAAAAACAGGAUAUCGAAUUCAACAUCCGCGAAGUUGUUGGCGACAACCAGGACCCAGAAGGCGAGAUGCCAGAGCAGCAACUUCGCAAGCCCGCUGAUGAAUCGCGCACAUCUAGGCAGAAGGACGCUGACGCAGCGACAAGGAGCUCACGUUUAAAAGAUGGUGCCGCGGCGCAGUCCGAGCCGCACCGGAAGGAUUUAUUACUCGAGGAGGACGAAGUCGGACCAGACCUGCGGCCAUCCGAGCCCAAGAGCAAACCGCGGCUUCCGUCACUGGGGCAGUGGAAAAUCGAGAUUUCGACACAUCCGAAUAGCAAGAGCCACCAUAAGACCAGGGACUCUGUGUCGUCUGUCGUUCCAACAUUCCGGACCUGCCUCGCCGAACCGCGACUUCUGAAACAGUUCAACGAGUAUCUCGCACAGGAGCGGCGGCUCGAUUAUUUGAACUUUUUUCUCGAUGUGGAGGCUUUGCGCAACCACCGUGCAGCUCUGUCGCCAAUCGAGUCCAAUGCACGUUCGCCCGAUCGAGCUUUCGGCUUCGAUCAGAUCGGUACGCCUGGACCUGCGGAGUGCUCCAUGGACCGCAGCGACACCGAACAGAGCUCCCGGGACCCGCAGUUGGAUCACGAAGAGUUGCAGAGGCUUUACCAGCGAUACUUUUCCUCGCUGGCGGAUGGGGCUUUGAUUCAGCUGUCCGAGCCGCAGCAGAGUGCCAGGAGUGAUAUCGAGGAGCUGCUCGCAAAGAAAGGCACAAUCACCGAGGAAGACGAGCAAGUGCUCUCUGUGCAUAUCAUGCGGCUCCUACGGAGGGCACAGGACGACGUUUGGAAAACCAUGGAGACCGACGACUUUCCAAAGUUUUUGAAAAGCACCUUCUUUUCCCCCACUGCCAACAACGGGGCUUCAAACAGCCGCCGACAGAAUUUUCGGGGAACAGGGUCGGCACAAAACGGCGCAGAAAGCGACCGAUCCAACCACAGCGGCGCCGAGGAUGAAGAAAACGACAAGUCCAUUCGCAAACGCGCGUCGAUCAUAACUGGGAUGUGGAAGAUAGCCAAGAAGAAACCGGUCACAACAGAGGCGUCGUCAGCAUCGCUGCUCACCAACGGCAGCACCUCCAGCGGCGUCUCGACGACCGACAAGGGACAGCACGGAAAUGGCAUCGCAAGUAUUUCGGGGUCUAUCCGCCGGCGGGCCGCGCAGCCAGAGCUUUCUCGCCCCGAUGGCGGCGACGACAGCGACACCGAGCCGCAACAGCGCCGAUCGAUCGACGGAGACGACGCUCGUGGGAACGACGAGGCCCAGCAAUCGGUGACAAAGAAGCGAAGCAAGAAGAGAAUUGUAGAGCCGUGGUUUAUCAGACGCGCGGACUCAGGCUCGAGCAAAAGUGGCCGCUUCUCCUCCAAAGAUGAGAAGCGCUACUUCUCCAGCAAUCAGAGCAUAUCCGAGCAGGAAGAAAACCCUGCUGCAGGACGGGGCGAGAGCUUUGUUGUGACCCGAAACAGCUGCCCAGGCCCGCCAUCUGCACACUCUGACAACGAACCGUUGGACGACGAGCCAGGAACAAGUGCUUCAGCUCGAAAGUUCAGACCCUCAAUGACGGUCAAAUACACCAAGACCAGCAGAGCCGUAGCCAAGGGUGACUUUUUGGAAAGCAUGUCGCAGCCGGUAGCCUUGAACACAAUCACAGACGCGGGAUCCAACGGCAGUGGCGAGGACUCUGGAUCAGAUAACGACCCAGAUACGGGCCUCGAGCGAGCCUGUCCAAAGCCUGCCCGUGGGUACGAGUCGGAUAUGUCUGCGGCACAUCUUUUUGACCUACCGGAUGACCACACGAAGGCGCCGUUCGAGGCAGUUGAGCCUGACGCCGAGGCGACCCCUGCGAUAGACAAUCUCCCAACGGCCGCGACUGCCUUGGCUCCUGGAUUAUCAACUGCGGUCACGACCGAAGCACCCGAAUCAGCAGCUACUUUAGCUUCUACCGCUGUUGCACCGGCUCCUGUUGCGCCGCCCUUGAUCCCUUCAGCAAGCACCGCCGUCGUGUCUACUCAGGCUGCUCCACAGACUAUUGCGGCGACCUCGGCGAUCUCGGCGGCUACGGCAUCGACGACAGGCGCUAUGGGCCUUGUCCCAGUAGCCAGCAGCACCACAACAGUCCCUGCCGCACUGGCAGCACCUUUGAUGGUUCCAACAACCUCGACUGGUGCCUCAGCCGCGGCGCCGCUUCCCGAUCUCGGAUCCAAGGCCAUCACCAUCGACACGACAACACAGCGGAGUGUGAACCCAUCGACGAUUCCCGCGGAGCAGCUUCUCGAACAGAUCAACACCCGCUCCGAGUCGCUAGCCCAGCUCAAGAUCGAGAUCGGUGAAUACCAGAACCAGAUCAAGGCGGCCCAGGCAGAACACUGUCCGAUCGAGGAGCUGCGCAAACUCAGGCUCAUUUUGAUCGGGCUUGAGGUCGAGUACAAGCGAAUGGAACAGGAGAAAAACCAGCUGCUGAAGGCCGAGCUCGAGCAGUUCAUGUGUCCGGGGACUAUCGCUGUGCAGAGCGUGGUUGAGCGCGCCCAAGGAGAAGAUGCGGAACGCAGAGAAAACAUCACCUACGACGUCGAAGUCCGGAGACUGGCGCAGCAUGCCGUGACCUUCACCAGCAGCGCGGCAUGGAUUCUGCGCAAGCGAUACUCGGAUUUCAACAAGCUGCACAACUACAUGCGCAUCAAGUUUCCGCACGUCGUCUCUGGGCUUGAAUUUCCUUCGAAGCUGGCGAUCACCAAGACCCAGCGCGGCGAAAACAGGAGGAUCGGGCUGGAGAAGUAUAUUCAGGGUCUUCUCCGGAACAGUGAAGUGUGCAAGGACGUCGAGAUCUGGAAGUUCUUUGGAAAUCAGGAGAUCGCCAAGGUGUUCUCAGAAGCAUACGAGAACGGCGUGCUCACUGCAGACCAGCCCCCGUCUCCAACCAAACGCAUGAUGAAUCGGUUCCUCAACACAGAUCAGAUCGAUAAGCUGCUCAAAUUCCGUCCAUUUGGGUCCGAGGGUGGUCCGCUUCCGUUUCCCAUGGCCGACCUCUUCAAGGGCGAUGGCGCGGCAUCCGCACCAAGUGCGGCCAUGACCUUGGCCGGCAUCGGCUCCGAUCUGUCCAACGGAAGUGCUGCUCCAGCCGGCGCCAGCAGCGUCGCCGUCUCGGACUCGAUCUUGCAGAUCUUCAUGGAGCUUUUCGAACUCAACAAGCACAGCUGGCUGCGGAAGACGGCUCUUAACACUGUGAUGCAACCGCUCUUUGGAGGAGCCCUGGAGCGGCGGGCCGUCGAUGGCCUCAGGUACCUACUCAACGACGACAGCAUCGCCUACUACUUGGACUACAUCCUGUCCUCUCUGUGGCCGGAACUGGGUCCCAAGCCUUCGGCUACGGGGCAACCUGGCGCCACGGCUACCACGAUGGGCACGGCCUCGCUGCCGUCGGCCGAAGCGGCAAACUCGCAUCUCACAAGCGUCCCUCAAGGCAGCACCGCAAAAGAGUUUUUCAAACCACCCGCCUUCACUAACCCAGGCGCGGAGGCAGCCGGUGGGCCCUUUGCCUGGGAGGCGCUAUCACCGUCCACCUCUGGCCAGGGAAACAGUGAUCUCUCCGACUCGGGACUGGAGCGCUUGCCGAGGCUCCCGUUGCCACAAAGCCCUACCGACAUUGUCUCUCCUGGGCAGCACUGGGGUGAGUUCAGUGACCUCGCUGCGGGGGAGCUGAGUCCGUGCCCCAUCACAAGCUCAUCCGAAGCCGGGCAGCCCCAGAGCCUCGCCAUCCCGCAGCAGCCGCAACAGCCACAGCUGGUUGUCCCGAUGCUAGUCUCGCCCUCUAUGCAGCGCUCACAGCAAGGCUCGGGAUCGUCUCCUCAAUCCGCGCCGCCUCCAACCCAACGAGCCACUACUCGAGCCGGGUCGCCCACCCCCGCCAUAUCGCCCACGAGUCCGAGUCCGCGCUCAAACUUGCCCGAUACGUUUCCCUUGGAGCAAACCGGACCUGCCCACGACCGCACCCCAGCGGCCGAGCAGGAUUCGCAGACACGAGUCUUUGCCGAUGCCCGGGUCAAGCUCGAGACAGUGCUUCCCGAUUUGUUCACCAUCAUUGUGGGCCGGCAGAAUGCCAAGCGGGGCGCCUCUCGAGUCUGUCACAUAUUUCACAAUCGGCGGCUCAACCUGAUUCUAUGUAUGGAGAUCCUUGAGGCCAUCGUGGUAGAGCUGUUCCAGAGCAACGACGAGAAGACGAGCCCGACAAAGUAGAAACACAGUCGGUGCACGGUGACUGCCACGGCGCGGAAUAUACUUUUUCUGUAGAGCACCCAAAGCUGUUGGUGCUCAUCCCGCGAGGUCUACCCGUACUCACUGCUCAGAGUUGGGGGGGGGAGAGUGACCAGUCGGCGCUGAAGGAUGGCAAAAGGUGCUCGAUGCUGAGAUUCAGGUCGUCGACGACAAGGUCAAGUAUCGAGUUGGUCAUCCAUCCACUAUAUUCUCGGGACACCAGAGCUAUUACAGGCAAUCCAAUAAAAAACGGGACAUCCGGG
Polychytrium aggregatum is the source of this 5695-nucleotide messenger RNA. Its product is annotated as PXA domain-containing protein. The record is from RefSeq and is a predicted model, not a curated record. Bases 192 to 5414 code for a protein of 1740 amino acids. The transcript has 8 exons. Gene Ontology annotation, cellular component: intracellular membrane-bounded organelle. Gene Ontology annotation, molecular function: phosphatidylinositol binding. NCBI's taxonomy places the organism in Eukaryota, Fungi, Chytridiomycota, Chytridiomycetes, Polychytriales.